AUGAUGAAAGUUUUGCUGCAUUUCUUUUUAUUCUUGAUAACUGUUAAUUUAGUCCGAAGUAAGUGCAAUGAAGAUGACCAAGCAGCAUUGCUCCGCUUGAAGCAAAGCCUUACAUUUGAUUCUUCUGCUUCCUCCAAGCUUGUAACUUGGAAUUCAAGUACCGCUGCUGUUCUUGGGUCGGAGAAACUUGAAGCAAAAGUGGCUACGCAGUUGGUCUUGACAUCAGUGGCGAAUCUGUUGUGCUUGGAAUUCGAAACUCCAGCAGAUCUUCAACACCUUGAAAGCCUCAAAUAUGCUGCUGAUGAAAUUUUUCGCUCUCAAAUUCCAUCUGCAAUAGGAAAAGCUUACGAAUUUGAAAAUUACUAUAGAGAUCAGUUAAAACUUGAGAACCCCAAUUUAAGCAUGUUGGUUCAUAACCUCACAGAACUUGAAGAGUUAUAUCUUGAUCAUGUAGACAUAUCAGUACCACAAGGGACUAAUGCUGCAAAGUAA
This is a messenger RNA of Prunus armeniaca (apricot), 492 nucleotides long. NCBI's taxonomy places the organism in Eukaryota, Viridiplantae, Streptophyta, Magnoliopsida, Rosales, Rosaceae. The record is from the annotation of a GenBank genome assembly.